UGCAUAUUCACUCUGUUGCUCCCAUGCCAUCCAUCUCAAUAAAUUAACAUGACCACAACACAAUCUUGGAGUGGAAACUCCAUGUUAUCUCUCCCUCCAAACUCUCCACAGCACCUCAGCCACCACCACAUCAAGCGCAUGAACAAAGGUACCGAGACAAAUGCAACCACCCGGAAAGCCGAAUCUUCAGCCGGAGAGUCAAAAAAGAAAAACCACGCACACAUUCCACAUGACUCAGACAUUUCAUCGAACACCUCCCCUGCACAUAUAAUAAACCCCACUCCUCCGAACCCAAUCCCCAUCAUCAAAUCAUCUCGAAAAGCAGCAAGCAUUAAUUAACCACCAGACCACGUACACCAUGAGUCCUCUUCGCUACUCGGCAGCCGUGGGUAUCUUGGUCGUAGCCACCAUCGUCGGAGUAAUGGGCGCCAACGAGCCGGCGCCGCCGGCGUGCUCCACGGUGUACGACGAGCUGCAGCCGUGCAUCCCGUACUUCACCGGACGCGGGGACCCGGCGAAGGAUUGCUGCAGCGGGGUGAAGGCGCUGCAGCCGUACUCCAAGGCGAAGUCGAAUCGUGUGGCGAUCUGCCAGUGCCUGAAGUCGAUGGUGAAUUUGGUCCCGGGGGUCGAUUUGUCAGCCGCGUCCAAGCUGCCGAAGAAGUGCAACGUCAACGUCAAGCUUCCCAAGCUCUCUCUAGACAUCGACUGUUCCAACUCGGCGAAGCUCCACUCUCAACUUUCCACGACUAAUUUGUUGGCCUGGACUCCAAUUCAAUUCACCUUCCCCAAACCUACUGAGCUCCAAAGCAGCCAAGCAGAUGGUCGCCCAUCUCAAAAGGGAAUGGGGAAUGUGCAUCAGCAUCGGUUCUUUGGAAACUGCUAUGGCAAUACAACUGCUCUGGGUCUGUAUCAGGGCAUAAGACGUAGUGGGUUUUUGCUUCCAUCAAUUAUUGGACCAUCUUCUGCCCGGUAUAUGUCCACGGCCAUUGGUGAAAGUUCAGACAAGAUUGAACUGAUCAGCGAUGUUACUGAGGUUCUUACAGAAACACCCAUUGAAGCUGUCGCUAGCCAAGCUGCUGGUGUUAGUGAAGUUGCGGUUGCUGCUGCUGAUUCGUUCUUGCCUAUUAAAGUCCUUCAGCAUUGCGUUGAUGCAGUCCAUACUUUUACUGGUUGUAACUGGUUUCUGUCCAUCGUUUUAACAACUCUGAUCCUAAAGACAGCAACUCUUCCCUUCCUGAUAAUUCAUCUUAAAUCUAACAUAAAGCUUUUUCUUUUGAGACCGCAGCUGGAGCAGAUUGAGAAAGUCAUCCGAGAUGAGAGUGCAGAGCCAGAGGCUAUUCAUGAAGGCCAGAAAACAAUAGAGAAGCUUUACGAGGAACAUGGUAUUACUCCUUUUACUACGUGGAAAUGGUAUUUCAUUCAGGGUCCUGUUUCCGUUUGUUUUUUCCUUGCGAUUCAGAACAUGGCGGAAAAAGUGCCUUCCUUUAAAAAUGGCGGAGCAUACUGGUUCACCGAUCUGACUACUCCGGACAGUAUGUACCUACUUCCGUUUUUGAUCGGAUUGGGUUACUUGACAUCAGUUGAGGUUUGGAGGCACCUGUCAGAAGGUUUGGAGGGAAACCCCAUUCCUGGUACCAGUAAAACAAUCUCAAGAGUCUUGGCUGUGGGACUUGGUCCAAUAUCAGCGUCCUGCCCCACGGCCAUAUGUGGCUAUUGGUUAACAUACAGCUCCUUCUCAGUGUUGUGUGGUUUGGCGACCAAGCUUUCUGCGGUGAAGAAAUUGUUGGGGUAUCCUGAAAUAGCCAUGCCACCCACUGCCACUACAGCUACGCAGGCACCCUUCAACCUGUUUUCAACACCCAAACUGGAUGAAGAAAUGGAAGAGGAAGUGCCAUCGGUGUCAUCCGACGAAUCAUCAUCGUCAGCAAAGACAUCCAGUUGUAGAGCGUCAUCAUCUUGCAAGGAGUAAUACAGCGAUUAUGUUCAUGAACCGACGAAGUGAUCACGCAGAGGAACACAAAGGUUCCGCGGCGUGUUUCAUCUAUGGUUGCUCACAUAUGACAGCAUUUUAGAGGAGGACGAUAGAGGUGUUUAGCUUGAAAAAAUGAUACCCCGUUUGGAAGAGUCACACGGCUAAAGGGCAGGAGGGGGAAGAUUAAUGCCCUGUUGCAGAAGAAGCUAAUGACAUAGAAAUCAAAACAUAGCUCUGUUUAGGACUUAAGUUGUCUAGUAUACUAUUUUCUGUUUCGUUUGUUGAAUUAGCAAACUAUUAAUGAUAAUUUUCACCAAACUACCAAGUCAUUAUCAGUUUAAUUAACUCGCAGG
Molecule: messenger RNA, 2325 nt
Organism: Linum tenue
Lineage: Eukaryota; Viridiplantae; Streptophyta; Magnoliopsida; Malpighiales; Linaceae
Source: the annotation of a GenBank genome assembly